UGAACGCAUCAUCAGCCUCCAGGAGCCUGGGUGUGUGCAGCCAGUCACACAGCUUCAGCUCAGAGCCUGACAGAGAAACAUCAGAAACAUCUGGAUCCAGCUGUGCCUGUCAGCUGUCACUUCGCUUCUGUAUUCUACUCCGGUGGACGGACUGAACAUGGGACGCUGUUCAAGUUAGCUUUUUUUUUAAACGAGGACACGAAUAACCGGGUGCUAAAACUACCAGGUCGAGCCUCCAGUCGCCCAGUUUACUGUCAGAAAAGUGACUCAGGAGCAGAGAGGGGGGGUGAAAUGCAGACUUUCCUGAAAGGUCGCAGAGUCGGCUACUGGCUCAGUGAGAAAAAGAUGAAGAAACUGAACUUCCAGGCUUUUGCUGAUUUGUGCAGGAAACGAGGAAUCGAAGUUGUUCAGCUGGACCUCAGCCAGCCUCUAGAGGACCAGGGUCCGCUGGACGUCAUCAUUCACAAACUGACCGAUCUCAUGCUGGAAGCUGACCAGAAUGAUUCACAAGCAGUGCUGCAGCUGCAAAGAGUACAGGACUACAUUGAUGCCCACCCUGAAACCAUAGUCCUGGACCCUCUUCCAGCCAUCCGAACUCUUCUGGACCGCUGCAAGUCCUACCAACUCAUCCACAGGAUAGAAAGAUGCAUGCAAGACGAGAGGAUUUGCUCUCCUCCAUUCAUGGUCCUGAACACGGAGUGCAGCCCAGAUGUUCUGGAGCAAAUCAAGAGGCAAGGUCUCACAUUCCCCUUCAUUUGUAAAACACGGGUGGCUCAUGGCACCAACUCGCAUGAGAUGGCAAUCAUCUUCAGCGAAGAAGAUCUGAAGGAUGUGAAGCCUCCGUGUGUGAUCCAGAGCUUCAUCAACCACAAUGCGGUCCUCUACAAGGUGUUUGUGGUGGGAGACUCUUACACUGUGGUGGAGAGACCCUCCCUGAAGAACUUCCCCUCUGGACCGGCAGACAGGAAGGCCAUUUUCUUCAACAGUCACAAUGUUUCCAAACCAGAAUCGUCCUCAGACUUGACCUCGAGAGAAAACGUCGAGGGGGUGUCUCAGCCACCCAAUGAUGACGUCAUCAGGGAGCUGUCCAGGUCGUUGCGACAGGCGCUGGGCGUGUCUCUGUUCGGCAUCGAUGUGAUCAUCAACAACCAAACAGGACAACACGCGGUCAUUGAUAUCAAUGCAUUCCCUGGUUAUGAGGGCGUCCCGGAGUUUUUCAACGACCUGCUGAACCACAUAAGCAGCGUGCUCCAGAGCCACAACCCUGACUUUGUCCCCGCCGGCGAGCAGCCCAAAGGCCUGCCGGUGAGCCCCACGGUGCCCAGCUCCACCCCGCCGUCGUCGGGCGGCUGCUGCAGCAGCAGCAUGCGGGGCAAAGAGCUGCAGAGACUGGGCUGCAACUCGGCCGUGUCUCCAAACUUUCAGCAGCACUGCGUCUCCACGAUAGCUACCAAGGCUUCCUCCCAGUGACUCCACCCCACCCCCCUCUCCUCUUCUCGGCUUAAUGCCCGAACAAACCGAUUAACGUGGUGAUGAAAAUAAUAAUAAUGAUUAAUAAUAAUCAAAUUAAAUAUGAUGUUAAUAUGUAUCUAAUCAGAAAUAAGCAUUUUUCCUAUAUAGUUACUGAAAAUAUUGGUGAUUGGGUGUAAGCUUUUUUUUUCUCUCUACCUUUUUUGUGUUUUUGUUUUGUCUAAUGAGACUUUAACAGUACUGUAAUGUGAACUCUUGGGAAAUCUCCCCUAACAGCUGAUUUUUUCUUUUUUUUUUCUCUUGUGUGAGAUUUCUGUCAUAAAAAGGGUCCAGAUGAGGUAGCUAAUUUAAAGAUUAUAUAUUAAUCCAGACUUGAGAAAGCCUCACCACUAAAUGUGCAAUGUACGACUCACACCAAAACAUUUCCACGCAGGCAGAUUUCCGCUGUGACAAACCGCGCCGGUGAGGCGUGUUUGUGUUCUGGUUGAAACCACUGAUGGCGCCGGGGAAGUCGGGGCGGCGAAGGCGGCCGKGGCAUUUUGAAGGGGACUCCGCAGAUCUCAGGCCGAAGACAUCGGGAUCAGAUCGUUUCAGAGCAAACACGAGCUGUUUUAUUUUUCUAAGUGCCAUCAAUUUUACCUUGUAAAAAAAACUAUUUUCAACAGUUUAAAUUGGAGGGAAAAAAGGAGAAUCUUUGACCAAGUUUGGUUUAAUUUUUGCUGCUUUCACAUGUUCAAAUCUUUGUUUUUGUCAGGUGCCAGACGUUUGCUGUCCAGCAAACAAACAUCCUUUUGGUUUUAGUUUGAGGAUCACAUUCCCCUUCUUUCUUUCUUUUUUUCUUUCUGUUUUUUGAAGAAAUCGCACAAUUUUUUUUUUUUUAAUAUUCCAGUUAGGAUUUACUGAAACUUCUCACAUCCCCUCACGAGUUUGUCUUCUUAAACAGAGCAUCUUUCAGAUUUUAAAUCUCUAAUACAAUGAGGCAAACUUAAUUAACAAAUCCAGAGCUGCUGAAGAACUUGUCACCUUUUUUGAAUAAAGUUUUUGUAAGAAAUGCGUAGGUUGUUUAAGAACACCCACAGAAGCCGCCUGUUGAACAAUGUUGUGAUCAUUAUGUAAAUGUUCACACUAAAGCACUUCCUGUUCAUCAAGUCAACAGUAAAGUGGGUUUAUUCGCUUUGAGCUCAGAUCUUUGACCCGUUUUCUCUUCCAGCUGCUGUAUUUGUCACUUUUUGAAAAAAAAAAGUGGAAGGAGGUCCAGCUCUUGUUCCGUGUUCACUGUGAGAUUUUUUUUUUUACUUCAAUUUAAUACUUUAAGUCUUGAACAUCUAUAAAGAGUAACUUUAUUUUUAAUGAGAUUUUAUGGGGGGAAAUGUUUUAUAUAAAUGAUAUUGAAGCCGUGCUGUUUUUGGAACCAGUGGAUAUUUUACUGGAUGGAUGGUAAAGUGGGUGGUUAACAGGACGAACAAGCUUGUGAAUCUAAAGGAGUAUCAGCCUUCUGUUUAUACAGAUUAUAUUUCUCUGAGCCUGCUUCUCUCCCCUAUAAUCCCAUUGUCUUUUUUUUAUUACAUCCUUAAAGGACAAUUAAUUCUGAAUUAUAAAUAUGACUGUGGGAACUCUACCCUACUCUUUUUCCACCUAAAAUCACCUAUUUUACAUGAGGCUAAACUUGACAGCAGGUUCAGAAUUUGGGCAUGUUUAGAUUUGAAGGCUGGUGUCUCUGCACACCACUAUCCUGUGUCCUUUCUUCUUCUAAACGGUUAAAUAUUCUUACCAGUGGAAAUUUGCAACCCAGACAGUGUCGUUUCCAGCUUCCACCUGAAUGUUUACUUCUUGGGUGUCUUGUAAAAUGUUUAUAUGCGCCUAGGCUUGCAUCCAUCCAUCCGUACAGUAUGUUUUGUAUAAGUUCUGUAAUUAAGAAUUCACAAUUUGGCCCUUUUUUUAAUUAAAAGGGCAAAUUCAUUCAAAAAUAAACAUGUAAAACCUC
Messenger RNA from Austrofundulus limnaeus, 3454 nucleotides. It is a transcript of the gene itpk1b, whose product is annotated as inositol-tetrakisphosphate 1-kinase b. Gene Ontology annotation, cellular component: cytoplasm. Bases 292 to 1470 code for a protein of 392 amino acids. The record is from RefSeq and is a predicted model, not a curated record. Gene Ontology annotation, biological process: inositol trisphosphate metabolic process. Lineage: Eukaryota; Metazoa; Chordata; Actinopteri; Cyprinodontiformes; Rivulidae. Gene Ontology annotation, molecular function: inositol-1,3,4-trisphosphate 5-kinase activity; inositol-1,3,4-trisphosphate 6-kinase activity; ATP binding. The transcript is spliced from 11 exons.